Molecule: messenger RNA, 2173 nt
Organism: Sycon ciliatum
Lineage: Eukaryota; Metazoa; Porifera; Calcarea; Leucosolenida; Sycettidae
Exons: 14
Coding region: 111-1643 (510 amino acids)
Biological process (GO): rRNA processing
Cellular component (GO): Pwp2p-containing subcomplex of 90S preribosome; small-subunit processome
Molecular function (GO): protein binding
Source: RefSeq, a predicted model, not a curated record
AUUCAAUUCAAGUGCAAGUGAUUGUUGUGAGAUUUGUAAGGUGGUGGACUCACCUGAUCAAAGUAAUACUGGAGGUUGUGUAAAGUGCAGUAGAGUGACCUGAUGCCACUAUGCUGAGGCGAAAAGUUAACAAGAGGAGUCACCCCGAUGGUGGAGCAACUGCUCCUGUCUCCAAACCUCGCCUUUCGGAAGAUGCUGACCCAGCUGAACGAGAAUCAUUUCUGGGGACACUUGUGUUCGGUGAUGGAGGUGACGUUCUAAGCUCUAUACAAGAGAGAGAUGCAAAGCCCCACAAACUGUAUCGUGUUGAUGGUAUUGCUGGAGAUGGUGAGGAUAGCGACGAUGGUUCGGCCAAGAAGCGGCGCAGAGCCUCCAAGUCUUUGCCUGAUUGCGAAGCGGCAUGGGAGGAUGAGGACGAUGCAGCUUUGAAAGUUGACGUAACUGCAAAGGCUCGCACCAAGAAGCUUCGGAAUGAAGUUGAGGAGGACGUCAUGGAUGGCCAGACAUACACGGAGAGGCUAAGGAGACAAUUUACGAAAGUGUCUGGUGCUCCAUCUUGGGCCGAUUUGCCCGCAGUUCGUUCGUUCGGAGAAGGAUCUGAGGGUGGUGAGGAAGUGGAUCUUCUGCAGCGCACACAGCCGAUGCUGGCUGGCAAAGUUUCCAUGCUGCCCAAGGACGUCAUUGAGAUCUGCCGGGAAAAGGAUAUCAAUUUCUCGAAACGCCCAGAUGCUGGUAUCCAGUCUAUUCACUUCCAUCCUUCUGCACCUGUUGUGCUGACCGCUGGCCUACACAAACAGUUGAAGCUCUACCAGGUGAACAAUGAAGAUAACCCCGUCCUUCACAGCAUGUUCAUGAAGAACUUUCCGAUUCAUUCGGCUCAGUUCACGCCUGACGGAAGCCAGAUCAUCAUGAGUUCGCGCCGGUCAUACUUCUACACCUACGACAUAGCCUCGAACAAAGCUAUGCAGAAUGCAGGCAUGUGGGGUCGACAAGAGAAAAGCUUUGAGGUGUUUGCCAUCUCCCCGGACAAUGAAUUCCUGGCAUUCACAGGACGUGACGGCAGUGUCCUGAUUGUGUCGAACAAGUCGAAGCAGCUAGUUGGAACGUGCCGGAUGAGUGGUUCCGCUAUUGCAAUGGCCUUCACUCCUUCGGGAGAACAACUUCUCUCAGCUGGCAGUGAUGGGCGUGUGUACGUGUGGGACAUGAAGUCACGCACGUGCUGCCACUCGUUCAUGGACGAGGGCUCUUUCCAUCUAACAUCGCUGGCCGUCUCGCCUGACAAGAAGUUUCUAGCAUGCGGAAGUUCUUCAGGGGUUGUGAAUGUCUACGAUGGCUCCUGUUUCCUGAACAAUGAGCCCAAGCCGCUGCAAACGCUGAAUAACCUGGCCCCGUUCUGCGCCAGCUCGCUGCAGUACAACCACACUGGUGAAAUCCUUGCCAUGACAUCGCGACGUAUGGAACAAGGCUUGCGACUGACACAUUUCCCAUCGAUGAGCGUAUUCUCCAACUGGCCAAAGCUCAAGUCCAAACUUGCCUCGGUCCAGUGCCUCUCAUUCUCGCCAAGCAGUGAAUAUAUGGCAAUGGGAAAUGACAGGGGAAAGGCUAUGCUGUUCAGGCUUGACCAUUACAAGUCAGAGAACUAAAUGGCAGAAGCACUCGACUCUCCUGAGGUCGUCGCCUUUUUUAACUAGUGUGUGUGUGUGGGUGGUCAUCUAACCAUGCGUCUCGCAUCUGGACUACUGCUAGAUCUUUUCUUUUCUCUGUUGCGAAUAUCACAGCCAAUUUUCCUUGCCUGCAUGCCCAGAGCAUGUCAUUUAUUGGUUCACGAUAGCCUUGCACGGCUUUCACAUUCUUCGACACAGUGAUAAUGGCCCUUGAACAGACUGCUAAUGAUCACACUUGAACAGAGUGGUGGCCGAUUUCUCGCUCUAAACCGCCCGUGGUCUGACAGUCGUGUCUCUGCCCAGAUUCUUGUACUGAAGUACAUGCUCUCGCCGUAUGCGCUAAGCCAUGGGUCGUGAACUUGUUAUUGCACCUAUUGCUUUUGUGUGCUGGUUGCAUGCGCAUAUGGAGCCUGUACGAAUGUACAAUGUCUUUGUUCACUAAAGGAAAAUCCUCAACCAACUGUUUGUGGUUGAGGUUUGUAUUUUGAAAUAUGAGCUGCCUUGAUGGA